Messenger RNA from Porites evermanni, 294 nucleotides. The record is from the annotation of a GenBank genome assembly. Lineage: Eukaryota; Metazoa; Cnidaria; Anthozoa; Scleractinia; Poritidae.
AUGAAAAAAUCUUCGUCACUCAGGGAGUUCAAGACCGUCCAGUCAGACAAUGGACCACCGUUUAACUCUGAAGACCUCAAAGAAUUUGCAGCGGAAAUGGGGUUCACACACAAAAAAGUCACACCACGACAUCCCAAAGCCCAGAGACAAGUGCAAGGCUUCAACAAGCUCAUGAACAAGACAGCCGCUAUAGCCCGCACAGAAGGUGUUGAUAUCCAGGCAGCAAACUAUGACAUGCUUCAAGCAUACAGGGAGACGCCACACCCCACAACAAGGACUGCGCCGUACGAAUAA